UCUCCGAUCUCACCCAAAGAUGGAGUAGAUGGAAUGCAACAAAAACAAUUACCUUAGUUCAACAUUUGUGCAUAUAAGUUUGUUUAUUGUUGUAAUAAAAAUUUCAAUUAAUGAGAAAAUGGAGUGUCUAUAAAAAGCCUCGUGUAUUACCUUAUAGAGAAACCCAAAAAUGUGUUGUGUUUGUUUUAUAGAAAAAAACACAAUAUGGGUUGGUUAAGUUGUUGUGAAUGUAAAUCCAAAGAAGAAAAUAUAACAGAAUUGGAUUUUUCUCGAUGUGGGAUCUCAGAUGUGCCAAAUGAAGUUUACCUCAACUCUCCCACACUUGAGGUGCUCCAUCUUGAAGGAAAUAAGCUCAAAGACUUGUCACCUCAGCUAUUUCAAUGCAUUGACCUAAGAUACCUAAAUAUAAGUGAUAAUGAAAUCCGAGCCAUACCCCCUCUUAUUUCCAAGUUAACUAAUUUACAAGUUUUAAUACUUAGCAAAAAUGUUCUAGAUGGUGUUCAUCCCAACUUAGAUAAGCUUACUAAAUUGACCAUGCUUGACCUAAGCAUGAACGACUUGGGUAAAGUACCAGAGGCUUUAAUGAGCCUAAUUAAUUUGCAACAAUUAUGUCUCAAUGAUACUGGAAUAGAUUUUGUCCCUGCUAAUAUAGGGAGAUUGUCAAAUUUAAAAAUACUUGAACUAAGGGACAAUAAUUUAUGUGAAUUGCCUAAGUCAAUUAGACGCCUAACAAAUUUACAGAGGUUGGAUGUUAGUGACAAUAAUUUGUCUAAUUUGACUGAAGUUUGUGAAUUUCAUGGAAACUUAACAGAGCUCUGGAUAAAUGGAAACAAUAUAUCUGAGCUAUCAACUUCCAUUACCCAUUUCAAGAAAAUGAAUGACUUUGAUGCAUCUUACAACAAUUUGGAGUCUGUGCCAAAAGAAAUAGGACAAUGGACUAAAAUAACGAAUUUAAUAUUAAGCUUUAAUAAUAUAUCUUCAUUACCAAAAGCAAUAGGAAAUCUCAGGAAUUUACAGGUGUUAAAAUUAGAAUCAAAUUUUUUGACUGAAUUGCCUAAUACAAUUUGCAAGCUGGUGAAUCUGGAGGAAGUUAACUUGCAAAACAACUCCUUGAAAAAGGUACCUACUGGAAUAGGACACCUUAGAAAAUUAGCAACUCUUAUUCUAUCUGACAAUAAAUUGCAAUGCCUCCCUGCAGAAAUUGGUAGCUGUUGUGAGCUUUCUAUACUGAAUGUGCAUAAUAAUUUUUUGGAAAAACUGCCAGAUGAGGUGGGACACCUUCAAAAUUUGACUACUCUAGGAGUAAUAGGGAACAGAUUGUCUUACUUACCUUUAACCAUAUCAAAGCUUACAAAUCUAAAGGCUCUAUGGCUUACCCCCAAUCAAACUCAGCCAUUAAUACAUUUGCAAAAUGAGCAACUGUCUGAUGGACAGGUGGUUCUAACUUCUGUUGUUUUUCCUCAAGCCCCAUUGAGGGAAUCUUUAGUACCCUUAACACAUACUACAAAUCAUACUAGCCAUAUUAGUUUUAGUACAGAGAGGAGUGAAGCUGAAGUAACAGAAAGUGGAAAUUUGUCUCUUACUAGAACACCUACACCUCACCACAAAGAACUUAAAAAGUUGAGGGAGAUUUGGAGAAAUAAUCAUGUACCAGUUAAUCGAGUCCUUAACGUCUCGGAAAUAAAAGAAGCCAAAGUAACGCACAUAUCAGGUGAUCUCAAUGCCUCUCAAACAAGCUUAAAUGGACAUGAAAGUGAACCAGCUGAUAUUUCGGAAAAAAAUGAACGUGAACUGAAUAGAACCCCUCCAAAACAGCCCCCUCCAUAUCACAUUGCUGCAGCUUACUCAAAAAAUGCUCAUCUAUUUGUGCAUAGUCCUCCUAGUCCACAUGAUAAACCUAAGCAGUUUAGUCAGAAACAACCUGCCAACAUUCAUAUGCCUACACCUAAAAUGGCGAAUAGGCAUCAGCUGAUGGAUACCACACAGUCUCAUUUGCAGCCAGAAAGAAAAUUAUCAGCAAAAUCAAUGUCAACCAAUACUGAAGACCUAAUGAAUGGCCAUCUAAGAAAGCCACCACAUUGGCCUUUUGGACAUCACACAGUUUGCAAAGUAAUAGAGGUUCACAUGCCAGAGUUUCAUGAACCAGGAGAUUUCCAAAUUGUUGCAAAGAAUGAUGGUAUUUUUGUAGAAGAAGUAAAUACUCAAGGUUCCCUCUUUCAAAAGUUAUUUCCGGGAGAUAAGAUUUUGGGUUUUGACGAAACGGAUUAUACUAUAAUAGAUUCGUUGGCAGCUUAUCAAGAUGCAACUAGAAGAAUCGGUAAUGUACGGGUAGUCACGGUAUCAAGAAGACAUAUUUCUUCUUAAAUCUUAUUAUUAGGUGUCUGUCUAUAUGCAUUACAUAUAUCCGUGUAUAGCGAUAUAUAGGUGCAAUUGUUAUAUUAGUUUCAAAUUUAUCUGUAUACUCCAAUUAGUAGAUGCGUUUUUCUAUUAAAUGUCUUAUUCAUUUUGAUUUUGAGGGUAUAACAAUGCUGUAUAUGCAUUAAGAACUUGCAUAUAUCUCAAAGACCAAAAAUUGGGAAAUUAAAACAAUGUUGACUUUACUAUUUUUAUUAAGACUUUAAAUAUUUGCCAAUUUUUUUUAUAUAAUAAAUAAUAAUCCUAUGACUAUGAAGCAUAUUGCUCUUUUGUCAUUAUAUAAAGCAAAAUAAUUCACCAAAUCAACUAAUUUAUAAUAAUAUACUUAUGUCUGUAUUAUUAAUUUUAUUACCAACCAUAUUUCUGUUAAGUUUUUGUGAUAUCAAUAUUCAAAUUAUUUACCGCAUAAUAUACAGCUUAUACACCUCCAUCAAAUAAUUAUUGCUAAAAUAAAGAGGAUGCCAGAAAUGACAUCCUGCAUGGAAAAAAAGCCUCAAAAUUUAUUGCCAUUAAAUUUUGGUGUUGUGAAUGUGUCUUUAUGGUUAUUUUUAAGAUGUUUUGUUCGGCUCUGCAGGAUACACAAUAUCUGAAAAUAAUAGGUUUAUAAAAAUCCUUAUCAUAUUUUUUAUAUGUGUUUUAUAUGUUGGUGUUGCAAACACUAGUAAACAAUUUAGGUCGGGGAAAUAUACUAUUGUUAAUACUCAUUUUACAAGGUGCCAUAAAAAUGAUAUUAAAUGUUCUUUGAUUUGUAAUUUAAAUAGUGUUACUCAAAUAGUUAAAAUUUUUAGUACUUAAAAUGUUUUUCUAAAGUUAUAGGUGUUCAAAUGUUGUUAUAAUCGCGAUCAUAUGAAAAGGCAAAAUAUCAAAUAAAUAUGUUUUCCCAACGCCAAUAUUAUAAGUACUAUUUAAAAAACUAAAUCACCGUUUUAAGAACGAUUUUAAUACAUUUGUCAUAAGGCUUUUGCAUGUUGUGUUUUAAUUAUUAAUUUUUACUUUUAUCUCAUGUAUAAGUUUUAUUUAUCUAAAUUUCACCAGUAAGUAACUCCAAGACCAUAAAAAGGGUACGUUCUAUAGUAUAAUAUAACGUAGAAAUCACAAUAUUAUCUUUUUGUUAUGUAAUUUUCUGAUAUUAGGCCAUUUCAUUUGAUUGCGACAUUAUAUGCCUUUAAAGUUGUUUUUAUAAAAAUAUUUAAUGUUGUUAUAAUGUGAGUAGAAUGAACUAAUAUCUAGUUUCAGAAAAAUUCUUGCCGAGCUGAGCAAAUAUUAAGAGUCAAAACGACUUGUGUAUGUUGUAUUUUAGUAACAGGCUGUGAACUUUAUUUUUUUAAGUGUAGAAGUGAUUCAAUUUUGUAUUUGUUCUAAUUUAAGUUGUACCUAUAGUAUUAUGAAUUUAAUUUAUUGCAUUUAGGUAAGAAUAUAGUUUUAUUUAUUAUAUAGGAUGGCGACAAAAAUAUGAAGAAAAUAGUAUAAUUGGCAUAAUAUCUUUAAAAAGUGCCAGAUAAACUGCACACAAUUUUUUAAUAUACCGGUAUUCUAUAUUAAUAUAUACUGUGUUAAGAAUUGUGUGCUUUACUUAGGUGUGAAGUAUCGCGAGAUCCUUUCGAUAUUAUAAGUUACCCUUUAUACCCAUUGUUUGCUUUUAGACAAAUAUAACUUUGAGACUAAUAUUUUUUGCGCAGUUUUUGUCGCUAUCAUGAAAAUAGUACCUAUAACGAACUGAAAUCCACGACUGUAUUUGUAAUAAGUAUAAGUAUUUUUUCGCGUUUCGGGCCAUAUUAAGCUCUCAUAUACUCCUAUAUUAAUAUUUAUGCUUAGAAAUCUAUAAGGCCUUGGUGUUUUUAAACGUUUUUCAUAUCUAAUAACUGUUAUUUCUAUACAUUUUAAUACAAUUUGUACAGAUUUUUGCACAUUUUUAUCAUUUUUUAAUUCACUGUUUUUUUUUGUAAAAUCCAGCCGGAUUUCGGCUAAUCGUUAAACUAUUUUGUUACUAAUAUUUAAUGCGUAUAUUGUGUAAAAAGGUUUGGGCGUUUUUUACUGCAAAUGUUUACAAAGGUAACAUUACCAUGCCUAUAUUAAACGUUUAUGUUAAUGUAUUGCAUUCGACUGAAUUAAAAUUUAUACUUUUUUAAUAAAAAAUUUUUGAUUAAAUA
Molecule: messenger RNA, 4565 nt
Organism: Anthonomus grandis grandis
Lineage: Eukaryota; Metazoa; Arthropoda; Insecta; Coleoptera; Curculionidae
Gene: Lap1
Product: protein lap1
Exons: 8
Coding region: 205-2364 (719 amino acids)
Biological process (GO): neurotransmitter receptor transport postsynaptic membrane to endosome; neurotransmitter receptor transport, endosome to postsynaptic membrane
Cellular component (GO): adherens junction; postsynaptic density; postsynaptic membrane
Molecular function (GO): protein binding
Source: RefSeq, a predicted model, not a curated record